Molecule: messenger RNA, 1550 nt
Organism: Phragmites australis (common reed)
Lineage: Eukaryota; Viridiplantae; Streptophyta; Magnoliopsida; Poales; Poaceae
Product: alpha carbonic anhydrase 1, chloroplastic-like
Exons: 5
Coding region: 589-1416 (275 amino acids)
Molecular function (GO): zinc ion binding; carbonate dehydratase activity
Source: RefSeq, a predicted model, not a curated record
CGCAUGCAUGCUUGCUUUAAUUUUCUCCCGUCUUCUUCUUCUUCCACGAGAUGUGAUCGAUGGUUGAAAGGGAAAGGGAUAGAUGGGAUCAGAUCUGAUCCUCUCAAAUACUGUCGUCUGGUCUCGUGUUCUUAGCACGCGUGAUCUGAUCACUCGUUUUCUCUUGCGGCGACUGCUUACCCGCAAAAUAUGGCUCGUUCUAUUUGGAUCGAUGCAUCUUGUUCCCACCUCCGGCUCGCAUCCAGACUGUACCACCAUUUGGGGCCGGCACAUCCAUAAACCGUGGAUCCAACAUAUACUGGGCCACCGGCUGAAUUCCGGCAGUUCAUAUGGGCUGCUGCUAUUUCUGGCAUCGAAAUGCUAAAUCCUUGGCGCGAUUUCCACCACCAAUUUGUCCGCUGUAGCUGCUCCUGUCCUGACCACUCAAACGUGCUUAAUUUCCGCUGCAAAUCCGUCCAUCUCGCGUCUCCCAGUACAUGCAUGUUAUAUAUUUGCACGACAAAGGUCAGCCGGUCCGGUCGUCUGCUCUCCGGAAAGAAGGUUCGCAACAGGAGAAGAAGAGCACACAUCAGCUGAGCUGUGCCGGCAAUGGUGUCUCCCCGAGCGGCCGUCGUCCUCCACCUCGUCGCCGCCGCCUCUCUCGCCGUCGCCCCCUCGAACGGUGAUGAGCCGGCGUACGGGUACGCGCCGGGGAGCGCGAACGGCCCGGAGAACUGGGGGAGGCUGAGCCCGGCGUAUAAGCUGUGCGGCGAGGGGAAGAAGCAGUCCCCCAUCGACAUCGUCACCAAGCAGGCCGUCUCCAGCCCCAACCUCGACUCCCUCACCCGCACCUACGCCGCCGCCAACGCCACGCUCAUCAACGACGGCCACGACAUCAUGAUGAGGUUCGAGGGCAAGGUUGGGACGAUAACGGUGAACGGCAAGGUCUACAGCUUCGUGAAGGUGUACUGGCACUCGCCCUCCGAGCACACCAUCAACGGCCAGAGGUUCCCGCUAGAAAUGCACUUGGUGCACAAGAGCGACGACGGUAAUCUCGCAGUCAUUGCAAUCCUCUACCAGUACGGCGCCCCUGAUUCUUUCUACUUCCAGUUCAAGAAGAAGCUGGCGGAGAUGGCGAAGGAGAAGUGCAACUUCGCGGAGGAGUCGUCGCAGGUGGCGGCGGGGCUGGUUCACCUGCGGUCGCUGCAGAAGCGCACGGGAAACUACUUCCGGUACACGGGGUCCCUCACCACGCCGCCCUGCAGCGAGAACGUCGUCUGGAACGUGCUGGGCAAGGUGCGGCAGAUCGCCAAGGAGCAGGUCGACCUCCUCACGGCGCCGCUGCCGGCCAAGGACAGCCGGCCCACGCAGCCGCUCAACGGCAGGGCCGUGCAGUUCUACAACCCGACCAACAGCACCGUCUCCUUCCAGGUGUGAUAUGAUCGAUGUGAGCUAGAGAACUAAUCGACUCACUGACGAUGUAUCAUGAAUUGAUUGUCACAUACAUAAACUCUGUUUCAUUUGGUGCGCUGUUGAUUGCUUUUAAUUUGGGUGUAACGUAUUUGUUGAGC